AUGGGGUGUGGAGCAAGCACUUCUCAGGUGCACCCGAUGCCGUCUGGAGUCCUGCCGUCAUUUGACGAUCUCGUCUCAGCUUCGCAGCAGCAGGCCAUCUCUGAAGCGGACUCGCAGAGUGGGCAUCGUGGGCAUGGCUUUGGGAUUGUGAAGAGGAGGAAGGCACGGCCUUCCGGCCUUGUGGAUUCCUGCUCUGAGCGCACGCUCAUCGCUCCAGAGGAAGACGAGACCGAGGAUGCCAAGCCCAACUGGUCUUCUUGGGACUCAAGCAACUGGAAGACGAGUCAUGCAGUGAAGGGUGCGCCAUUGCCACCGGAUCGCCGACUGCACGAUCGACAUCUUACGAUUUUGGAUCAGUUCCAGAAGGAUGUCGAGCAAGAGCCGAUGUUGUUUACCAAGAUCGUCGAAUCCUCCCGUUAA
Symbiodinium sp. CCMP2592 is the source of this 420-nucleotide messenger RNA. NCBI's taxonomy places the organism in Eukaryota, Dinophyceae, Suessiales, Symbiodiniaceae. The record is from the annotation of a GenBank genome assembly.